AAACCACCCCUUAUUUAUCCGCCGAGAUUGGGCUCAGAUACCAAGUCUUCAAGUUCAAGGCCUGCGUUGCAACAGAAUCAAAUCACUUCUCCACCGAGCUUAGGAUCAUGCAGUGACUACACAUUUCAGACAAAUCUACGGACUCAUCCUCCCCCUCCACUGAGCUCUAGCUCAUUCACCCACUCCAAAACAAGUGGUACAUCAUGUUUUCAGCCAACACUACAGACUCUAGAGACUCACCAACAACUGAGUUCUAGGUCAUCCAGCACAGGAGAAAGAUGGAUCAAGCACUACAGCAGUGAGUACAAAAUAUUGCUGGUGGGUGAAGGGGACUUCUCAUUCUCUGCGUCUUUGGCUGUGGCUUUUGCUUCUGCUACAAACAUAACCGCUACUUCUCUUGAUUCUAUAGAGUUUUUGAGCACAAACUAUAGGUAUGCCUUGUCCAACAUCGAUACACUACGGAGCUUGGGAGCUAAGGUCAUGCAUGAUGUUGAUGCCACUAAAAUGGCACACGUUUUCCCAUUCAAUUGCAUGCGUUUUGAUCGAGUUGUCUACAACUUCCCGCUGGCUGGAUUUUUUCCCAAUGCUUCAAGGGAAGAUCAGAUCCGGCGAAAUCAAAUGCUGGUACAGCUGUUUUUAGAAAAUGCUAAGAAGAUGAUUCACAUAGAUGGAGAAAUCCACAUUGUUCACAAAAGCAAUGGCUUCUUUCUUGAGUGGAAUUUGGAAUUUCUAGCCUCAAGAGUUGGGCUUCGACUUGUAGAAGAAGAGCCCUUUAAUUUUAUGGACUACCCAGGGUACCGCACCAAGUAUGGCUUUGGGGGUGACAAUAACUUCAACUGCAAUCCCAGCAGAACUUACAAAUUUGGGAAAAUACCGAAUGAGAAGCCUAGCUACUUGUAGAUGUUGGUGGAAGGAGUUUGAAACUUUGUUUUUGUAAUUAACACAAUGAAUGUUGGCGUGGAAUGUUUUGGGAAAUAAUAAAAAAGGACAUAGAAUGGGAAGACA
Molecule: messenger RNA, 1005 nt
Organism: Vitis riparia (riverbank grape)
Lineage: Eukaryota; Viridiplantae; Streptophyta; Magnoliopsida; Vitales; Vitaceae
Exons: 3
Biological process (GO): rRNA base methylation
Cellular component (GO): cytoplasm
Molecular function (GO): rRNA (uridine-N3-)-methyltransferase activity
Source: RefSeq, a predicted model, not a curated record